UAAAUCAAAAGCUACAGCCAGGUGAAAGAUACUUUCCCAUACAACAACAGCGAAGCAUGGUUCAACUACCACAUAGUUUCUCCAAUCUUGACAUAGUUAGUAAAGUACGUCAUAAUCGAAGGUUAGGAGUGAAAUCAGUAAUAAAUUUCCGUUAAUAAAAAAUAGGUGCAUUAUAAUUGCAAAUGAUUUCGGGAAAAACAAAAGCAUCUAACGAGAACGAAUCAAAACGCCCAAGAUUUGUACCCGUCACUACCUUAACAGAUGUCCAAGCUGUUCGAUGCGCCGAAUUUCAUCCGAAUGGAAAGUUAUAUGUUGUCGGAUCAAAUUCGAAAACAUUUCGAAUUUGCAAAUAUCCGCAAUUGUCUGAACUAAAAAAGUUUCAGGAAGUACAACAGCCUACUGUUUUAUUUAAACGCACAAAACACCAUAAAGGCUCAAUUUACUGUACAGCAUGGUCGGCAGAUGGGCUACUUAUAGCAACGGGUUCCAAUGACAAAACCGUUAAGCUUAUGCAUUUCAAUAACGACGAAACACAAUUGGAGGGACGGGAAAUAGAUUUGACUAUGCACGAUGGCACAGUUAGAGAUCUAUGCUUCUUAGAAGAUUCCAUAAACAAAUCACGGCUGCUUAUAAGUGGUGGAGCUGGCAAUUGUAAGAUUUAUGUUACAGAUUGUGCAACUGCAACCCCCUAUCAGGCGCUCAGUGGUCACAGCGGACAUAUACUGUCUUUAUAUAACUGGGGAGGUGUUAUGUUUGUUUCAGGAUCGCAGGACAAAACAGUUCGUUUUUGGGAUUUACGAACCAAUGAAUGUGUAAACACAGUAGCUCCAAUAACACUUCAGGGGUCUACAUUUGGUUCACCUGUCGCUUCAGUAUGUGUUGAUCCCUCUGGCCGUUUACUUGUUUCUGGUCACGAGGAUAGUGCCUGUGUGCUUUUCGAUAUACGUGGAAACAGGCCGAUACAAUGCUUUCAACCACAUACUUCGGAUAUAAGAUCGAUACGUUUUUCUCCCUCGGCAUAUUAUUUACUUACAUGUGGAUAUGACAAUAAUAUUGUACUUACUGAUUUACAAGGCGAUCUAACCCUUCCCCUUCCAUCUGUGUUAGUUGCACAGCACAGCGAUAAAGCUAUUUCAGCACGUUGGCAUCCGACUGAUUUCUCCUUCCUCUCCACUUCGGCUGAUAAAACAUCAACACUAUGGGCCUUGCCACCGUUCUGAAUGCCUUAAUUGACACCUACCAGUGAUCCUAAUAUCUACGCAAAUUAAUAUUUUAUUUUUUAUGUUAUUUAUAAAUCCAAAAUUAAAUACGAUGCCUUAUUAGAAAAA
Molecule: messenger RNA, 1328 nt
Organism: Rhagoletis pomonella (apple maggot)
Lineage: Eukaryota; Metazoa; Arthropoda; Insecta; Diptera; Tephritidae
Product: WD repeat-containing protein 47
Exons: 5
Coding region: 183-1220 (345 amino acids)
Molecular function (GO): protein binding
Source: RefSeq, a predicted model, not a curated record